Messenger RNA from Eutrema salsugineum, 492 nucleotides. Its product is annotated as pyridoxal 5'-phosphate synthase subunit pyroA-like. Gene Ontology annotation, molecular function: amine-lyase activity. Gene Ontology annotation, biological process: amino acid metabolic process; pyridoxal 5'-phosphate biosynthetic process; pyridoxine biosynthetic process. The coding region runs from base 1 to 492 and encodes 163 amino acids. The record is from RefSeq and is a predicted model, not a curated record. NCBI's taxonomy places the organism in Eukaryota, Viridiplantae, Streptophyta, Magnoliopsida, Brassicales, Brassicaceae. The transcript has 4 exons.
AUGACGCGCUGGUGCCGUCGGAUGCCGGAUCCGGUACUCGUCAAAGACGUGAAGCGAAUGGUGUCUGUUCCGGUGAUGGCACACGCUUGCGUCGGUCAUUUCAUGGAAGCUCAGACCUUGGAAUCUCUCGCCGUCGAUUAUUUGACAAGAGUGAGAUCAUCUCGGUCGCAGACGAAGACGAAGCAGAUGGGAAGGGUUCCGGUGGUGCAGUUCGCAUCAGCACCUGGAUGCAUCUGUUCGAUGUUCAAGCCGGUGUUGUUGAGGAACAAGGUGAACAAAGGAGAUUACACCGGGCAAGCUUUAGCCGGUUCUGUGCUCGGUGUGGAAAUGAAUGGGGUUUGUGCAAGACCCCGGAAGCUGAAUCCGCCGGGAAGGCCUUCCGGUAAUGCGAUCUCUGAAAUGUAUCAGCACAAGAGGUUUUUCGCUGAGAAGCUUAAGCAGCCGGUGUAUGGACACAAGAAGUCAGGCAAGAAGACAAAGAGAAAGAGUUGA